AGAUUUGAUUCCACGAUCCAAGAAAAUCGUAUUGGCAUAACAGAAUCAGUUGUGAGGAAUAUGAUACGAUAUGAUAUAUAGAAUUGUUAGCAAUUAAUAAGAGGAAGAAAGAAAGUGGGCGGAGAAAAUAAAGGCAUUGCAAUCGCGGCGGGCAUGAAGGAUGUCAAGGAGCAGCACACAGGCAUGUGCAGCUUGUAAGUACCAACGCAGGAAGUGCGGGUCCAACUGCAUUCUCGCACCUUAUUUUCCUCAUGAUCGCCAAAAACAGUUCCUUAAUGCCCAUCGUUUAUUCGGGGUUGGCAAGAUCACUAACAUGCUUAAGCCCCUCGAUCAGCAUCACAGAGACUUAGCCAUGAGCACCGUUAUCUACGAAUCCGACAUGCGCGCCCGUGACCCCAUUGGCGGUUGCUACAGGCUCGUCCUCCAAUUGCAAUCUCAGAUCGAUUACGCCACCCAAGAACUUCAUCUUCUUCUUCAACACCUUGCUUUCUUCAAAUCACACCCUCCUAAUUCUAAUUCUCCUGACAUCAUCAAUAAUGUCACUCCUCAGCCUCCUUACCCCCUUGAACAACAAAUUCCACAGGAGCAUCAACAGCAACAACAACAAUGCUUUAACUACAAUCUUCUGCAAGAUGAUAUCAAUAUGUGGACCAUUCAGAACGCUGUACCUCCUUUGUCACCCUUGUCCUUAGAGAAUGACAUCAAUCAAGAUCAAGAUCCUGUUGUUGAUUAUGGAUACGAUCAAAAGCCUGGUGUUCUUGAUCUGAUGGAUAAAAUAAAAUCAGAUGAUUCAAGUGCCCAAUAUUAAUCCACCAGUUUAUAGGUUUGUAUAUAAGUUUAUGUAUUGAUUUUUUAA
Glycine soja is the source of this 856-nucleotide messenger RNA. Its product is annotated as LOB domain-containing protein 22-like. The coding region runs from base 161 to 808 and encodes 215 amino acids. NCBI's taxonomy places the organism in Eukaryota, Viridiplantae, Streptophyta, Magnoliopsida, Fabales, Fabaceae. The transcript has a single exon. The record is from RefSeq and is a predicted model, not a curated record.